Gopherus evgoodei (Goodes thornscrub tortoise) is the source of this 2721-nucleotide messenger RNA. It is a transcript of the gene GPR151, whose product is annotated as G protein-coupled receptor 151. Bases 25 to 1248 code for a protein of 407 amino acids. Lineage: Eukaryota; Metazoa; Chordata; Testudines; Testudinidae. Gene Ontology annotation, cellular component: membrane. Gene Ontology annotation, molecular function: G protein-coupled receptor activity. Gene Ontology annotation, biological process: G protein-coupled receptor signaling pathway. The record is from RefSeq and is a predicted model, not a curated record. The transcript has a single exon.
GGCUGGUCCCCCGGCUGCAGCACCAUGAACAGCUCCCUGGCUCCGCAGGUGCAUUUCGCGGGCGGCUCUCAGCCCCACGACUCGCGGGAGUGGAAGGCGGUGAUCCCCGCUUUGCUGGGCGUCAUCUGCCUGGCGGGCUUGGCGGGGAACGCGUGUGUCAUCGGCAUCCUGCUCCACAACGCCAGGCGAGGGAAACCCUCCCUGAUCCACUCCCUGAUCCUCAACCUCAGCUUGGCGGAUCUGCUCCUCCUGCUCUUCGCGGCGCCCCUGCGGGCAGCCGCUUACUCCCGCGGCGCCUGGACCCUGGGCUGGUUCGUCUGCAAAACCUCCGACGGCUUCCUCCACACGUGCAUGGCCGCCAAGAGCCUGACGACCGCCGUGGUGGCCAAGGCUUGCUUCAUGUACGCCAGCAACCCGGCCAAGCAAGUGAGUAUUGAGACCCGCACGAUCUGCGCGCUGCUGCUGGCCACGUGGCUGGUGGCCCUGGUGAGCUCCCUGCCGCUCUGGCUCUUCAGCGCCCUUCGGGAGCUCGCGGCGGGCUCGCCCGCGUGCCUCGUGGCCGUGCCAGUCCCCGCCCGGGAGUUCAUGGCUGCCUUUGUCAAGCUCUACCCCCUGCUCGUGUUCUGCGCGCCCCUGCUCUGCGCCUUCCUUUAUUUCUGGCGCGCUUAUGGCAGGUGCCAGCGCAGGGGGACCAAGACCCAGAACCUGAGGAACCAGAUCAGAUCCAGGCGCCUUACAAUCAUGCUGCUGAGCGUCACUGUCACCUUGGCCGUGAUGUGGCUGCCGGAAUGGAUAUCCUGGCUGUGGGUUUGGCACCUAAAGCCAGCAGGUCCUUCUCCCCCUGAAGGCUUCCUGGCUCUGACCCAAGCCCUUAUGUUCACCAUCUCUUCAGCCAACCCUCUCAUCUUCCUGGUGAUGUCUGAGGAAUUCAGAGAGGGCUUUAAGGGCUUGUGGAAAAGGCUGACCCUGAAAAAGUCUCUUCCUGCCAUAGACAACCAGGAAAUCCCAGCUGCUAACUCUGAGUUUCUCCCUGAUUCGGUCCCUUCUCCAGAGCCAGUGAUUGCUGAGCAAGAGGGAGAACUCCCAGCUGCCCCUCAGGCCUUAGAAAGCCUGGAAAAGAAGGAGAUGCCCGUCUUUCCAGACGUAGAACAAUUCUGGCAUGACCGAGAAGCAGCCCCUGAUGCUCAAGACAAUGACCCUAUUCCUUGGGAGCAUGAAGAGCAAGAGACAGCAGGCUGUAAUCAAUAAGGUGGUCGGAGAUUAGAAAACUACACAAGUUUUAACCAGAGGAAGGGUCUUGUCAGUAUAGUUUUGUUACUUACCAGUGUGCUUAAGCGGAUACUGAAAACAUGCAAAUAAUGUUACUUUGAUGAAAUUCUUACCAUUUCCUGUGCUCAUUAAAUGUUUGGUUUCCUAAUCUGUUACAAUAUUCAUACUUGCAGUAUUAUUGUAGCCCUGUUGGUCCCUGGAUACUGCAGACUUGAAGAGCUCUGUAAACUCCAAAGCUUGUCUCUUUCACCAACAGAAGUUGGUCCUGUAAAAGGUAUCACCUCACCCACAAUAUUGGGGUGUGUGUGUGUGUGUGUGUGUGUGUAUAUAUAUCAGGGCAAUGCAUUUAUAGUUCAAAUCCUGACUCAAAGAUUUCGGUAGAGUGUCUUCUCUGAAAUAUUGGUUUGGCACUUCAGUAGCCAAACUAGAGUUGAGUUUUUUUAAAAGGUGUUUGAGACACACUGAAUUCAGAGACCAGAAAUAAGGAGAACUGACACAAACCUAACGAAGUAGUUCUUCUUAACAAGCAAGGACAAACUGGUGAGCUGAAUUUCAGCAUCUGUCUAAACCUCAGAAAGCUAAAACAUUAGUAUUUACAGAAUACAUACAGUGCAGAUUUCCCUUUUUUGAAUUUUCUGGGUUAAGCGCUGCAAUGACUUCUGUGGAAUUUAGUAUAGUUGCAUGGAGUGACAAUGCAGAAUUUGACUGCUGCAGCUGAAAUAUUUUCAGAAAUAUUUUUUGAGACAACUUCAAACAUGCACUGAGGUCUGAAAAGGUAGGUGAGGUUUGCUAACAGGCCAGAGUUGUCUUUCAGAACCAAAAAAAUAAUCCCUUCUUUCUGAAUGUGCAUUAUAGAGAUCAAGGUAUAUUUAAGCACCUUGUUUUAAAUUAGACAUGAUUUCUCCCUUCCUCAAUGAAAAUGUUUCAUGCCCAUUUUGUAAAGCACUUAUUGACAACUCUUAUGCUUUGUCAGUUUGUUUUCAACUGUGAAUAAAUAAAAAGUGAAGUUGCUUUGCCUUACUUAGAUACAAAAAUCAUUAUCUUCAGCCCCCUGAAAAUUCAAAGACAUUACUUCUAGUUAAGUAGCAGUGAAGGAACUAUUUUAUAAAGCUGUGCUGAUAUGGUCAGCAAGAUAGUAAUACAUUCAAGAAGAAUUAAUGAAUAGCCUUGUAUCUUAACAGGGUGAUUGGUUCCUAUGUGUACACUACAAAAUGUAGAGUUGGGAGAAUUUCUCACUAUUGCUAAAUGCUACCCUCAGACCUCUCCAGCUGUAGUGAAUUUAGCCAUUAGUCCUGCCUUGUGAAUUACCCCAAGUAUUUGGAAAUAGGAGCUAUCCUACUCAUUGGAGCAGCCUCAGACUCUCUCAGCACCAGACAAUGCCCAUUAUGUAUCACAGACAAGAGCAAACCUUAACAUGACUGCGGUUGUAUAGCUUAACAAAGAGAAAGACAA